CCGUUUUAAGUGAAAGAGCUUUUUCUUAGGAGCAGAAGAGAGAGAGAGAGAGAGAAAGAGAGCGCGUUUUGGCUCACUGAUCUGGGGGGAAAACUGGUGGUGAUGGCGAUGACGGUGGUGGGGGUGGUAUUACACCGGGACUGAUGGUGGUGGUGGUGCUGUCACCGGCGUUAGCAAUGACGUGGCCAUCUUCGGAUUCCUACUAAAAGAAAAGUUGGCACCUUUAAAUUUUUUUCUAUAUUUACUUUCAUUCCGAUCUGAUUUUUUUUGGUUGUGGUGUUGAUUGACCUGUGGGACCCUAAGAAAUGUGGGGAUGCAUCUGAGCUGGUUCAGUUCUGGGUUGAUUUGAACCUGUUGGCUUUGAGCUGGUUUCCACAUUUUUAUUUUUUCUCUUCUCAAGUCUAUAGCUUUUUUGGGUUGAUGAUUCAGGUGAAUGUUGAGAGAUUGGAUUUGGUUUGCUUAUAAAAGAUGUCACUAAAGAGUAUUAUGCGGGAGCUAAAGGAAAUGAAAGAUGGGAUUGGGAACAUAUCAAGGAGAGGAGGGGAAAGUAAGGUUUGGCGUAGCCGGAUUAGAUCCCAUGUUGCUCCUGAUCAAGCACCAACGGGAUCUGAACUCGUAGAACAGAGCCCGUGGGCGAAUCUACCACCUGAAUUGCUCUUGGAUAUAAUUCAAAGGGUCGAAGAGAGUGAGACAGCUUGGCCUGCUCGAGCUGUUGUUGUCUUUUGUGCAGCAGUUUGUAGGUCCUGGAGGGAAAUCACUAAGGAGAUUGUGAAGACUCCCGAGCAAUGUGGAAGGCUCACAUUUCCCAUCUCAUUGAAGCAGCCGGGUCCUCGCGAGUCCCCGAUUCAAUGCUAUAUUAAAAGGGACAGAGCAACUUCAACAUAUUCUUUGUUCUAUGGGCUGGUGCCUUCUGAGGGAGAAAAUGAUAAAUUGCUGUUGGCAGCAAGAAAGGUCAGAAGGGCAACAUGCACAGACUUUGUUAUAUCCUUGGUUGCAGAUGAUUUUUCCAGGGCCAGCAAUACAUAUGUUGGUAAACUAAGGUCUAAUUUUUUGGGUACCAAGUUCACCAUAUAUGAUAGUCAGCCUCCAUGUGACUCAAUAAUCCCAUCAACUACCCGAUCAAGUCGUAGAUUUCACUCUAAGCAGGUGUCUCCUAGAUUACCUGCAUGCAACUACAGCAUAGGUACCAUUACCUAUGAGCUCAAUGUUCUGCGAACACGAGGACCAAGGAGAAUGCAUUGCAUUGUGCACUCCAUUCCUAUCUCUGCUAUUCAGGAAGGAGGCACUGCCCCAACACCAUCAGCAUUCCCACAAUCCUUUGAUGAGCAACUUUCUCCCUUAACCAGUUCAAAAGGAAAGGAACUAGUGAUUGGCGCCAGCUCCCCAAGCCUCCCAGCCACACCAGUAUUCUCCCUGGGCUCAGGAGAGCCAUUAACCCUUAAAAACAAGGCCCCAAGAUGGCAUGAACAGUUACAGUGCUGGUGCCUGAACUUCAAGGGGCGUGUGACGGUGGCCUCUGUUAAGAAUUUCCAGCUUGUCGCAGCUGUUGAGCCCUCACAUAAUGUAUCACCUGAAGAGCAAGAGAAGGUAAUCUUACAGUUUGGAAAAAUUGGCAAAGACAUCUUCACAAUGGAUUAUCGGUACCCUCUAUCUGCUUUCCAAGCCUUCGCAAUCUGCCUAAGCAGCUUUGACACCAAACCAGCUUGUGAAUGAUCACCACUGGUGGAUGAUCCACAUCAUUAAUGUUGCCAUGGAUUAUUAUUACCUUUCCUUACUUUCAAGCCUUUGCAAUCGACCACAGCAGCUUUAGCCCAAAUUGGCCUGUGAAUGAUAGCAUGUUGGUCGGAGAUGCACAUGUUUCACCUCUCGAACGCUUCCUGUAUUUUAGUACUAGUAUUUAUGUUCUAAAUGGAAGCUUUUUCUGCAUGGCCUUUGAUGGCUGAUUCUUAGCUGUUGGGCGCCUGGCUUUUCUGAUCAUGCAUUCUGACUUGUAUAUUGUUUGAUCAUCUUGGAAUCAAAGCUAAAUUAACAGUAAAUUGCCUAUA
Theobroma cacao (cacao) is the source of this 2045-nucleotide messenger RNA. RefSeq names its product tubby like protein 2 (gene TLP2). Lineage: Eukaryota; Viridiplantae; Streptophyta; Magnoliopsida; Malvales; Malvaceae. Gene Ontology annotation, molecular function: protein binding. The record is from RefSeq and is a predicted model, not a curated record.